Molecule: messenger RNA, 1075 nt
Organism: Phyllostomus hastatus (greater spear-nosed bat)
Lineage: Eukaryota; Metazoa; Chordata; Mammalia; Chiroptera; Phyllostomidae
Product: ESX-1 secretion-associated protein EspI-like
Exons: 2
Coding region: 1-357 (118 amino acids)
Source: RefSeq, a predicted model, not a curated record
AUGCUGCGCUCCGCCGCCUCGCCGCCUCGCCGCCGCCUGCCGCUCCGCCCGCCGCCGCCUCAGUCGCCUCAGCCGCCGCUGCUUUCCCUCCCCGGCUCCGCCUGCUGCCGCCGCAACCCCCACAGCCAGUCAGCCACUCUCGCGAGAUCUGCGGGAGAGACGAGACAGACGAGACCCGGGGUCUCAGAGGAUACAGACCUCAGAGCGCUAUACUUGACUUUCUCAAGCAGAGAGUGCUGCCUCUAUCCUGAGAAGAGUAUGCCUAUCCCACCUCUUGGUUCCAUUCCCGUUUCACAUCCUCCACCCCUCAAAGUACGGAGACUUGCCUCCUUCGCUCUUAGCCCCAGAGACAACUGAGUACAUGGUUGCCCAAGCUUCCUGGAAGAGAGAGGGAUAAAAAGAGGACUAAUGAUCAAGAAACCCAGACCAGUCCAAGGCAUAAGCCUUGUCAAUACCUGAGCCCUCAAAACUCCCUAAUGUUUCUCUUCACUUCCUGGACAAACCUGCCUGCUACGUAUUCACAGCUUUCUUUUACUCUUAGCAAGGGUCCAUUCUAACCAGCAUUAGCUGCUUCAGCUUUGAGCUGACGUUUAGGACUCCCGUUAAAGAGCAAGAAACAAGGCAAAGCAACCUGGCUAUCAAAAUGUAAACUGGAGUAGUCCUGUAAGCCACCUCUAUUAUAACCCACCUGUCCAGUGGUCAUCAAAACAACUCCCUAAUGGGGAGGCCCACUAAGAGAUAGAAAUCCAGGCAUUGGGCACCAUAAAGAAUUUCCCCUUAGCUUGAGGGGCAUUCUCGAGUGCCAUGUAGUACCCUUUCAGUGCUGAUUUUUUUUCUGCAGUCCCUCCCCUGUCGGGAAGGGGACAUAGGAAAUUGUUAGCGCACUGCACACUACGCAAAAAUAAAUAAAUAAAUAAAUAAAUAAAUAAAUAAAUAAAAAUACACGUGUGAAAAAGCAGAGGCUCCUUCAGGCUCCCACAGUAGCGAUCAGGACCCUGGAUAGACCCCGGCCCCAAACAGAGACGCAAAGGCUGAGUGGCAGGGUCUCCGCACAGAAUCCUGCAGGGCAUUACGG